Messenger RNA from Panicum virgatum (switchgrass), 1372 nucleotides. Its product is annotated as peroxidase P7-like. The transcript has 3 exons. The coding region runs from base 125 to 1117 and encodes 330 amino acids. Gene Ontology annotation, biological process: response to oxidative stress; hydrogen peroxide catabolic process. Lineage: Eukaryota; Viridiplantae; Streptophyta; Magnoliopsida; Poales; Poaceae. The record is from RefSeq and is a predicted model, not a curated record. Gene Ontology annotation, molecular function: peroxidase activity; heme binding.
CGCCGUGUCCACUCCAUCGAGCUAGCUUGAUCGAUCAGUGAAUUAGUUGAGUGAUAGCUCAGUUAGUUAGCUGAUUAACGUGCUGCUCGUUGCAGGAGCCGUCGAGCAAUUGAGCUAGCUAGCGAUGGCAACCUCGAUGGCUCGCCGAUUCGUGGCGGCGGCGUGCGUCGCGGCCGUGGCGUUCGCGCUCUUGGCAGCGCCCAGCAGCGGGCAGCUGGACCCGCGCUUCUACGACAAGGCGUGCCCGGCGGCGCUCCCCACCAUCAGGAGGGUGGUGGAGGAGGCCGUGGCGGCGGAGCCUCGCAUGGGCGCCUCGCUCCUGCGCCUCCACUUCCACGACUGCUUCGUCAACGGGUGCGACGGGUCGAUCCUGCUGGACGACACGCCCUUCUUCACCGGCGAGAAGAAGGCCUCGCCGAACGUCAACUCGGCCCGCGGCUUCGACGUGAUCGACCGCAUCAAGGCCGCCGUCAACGCCGCCUGCAGGGGCAACGUCGUCUCCUGCGCCGACAUCGUCGCCGUCGCGGCACGUGACUCCGUCGUCGCGCUGGGAGGGCCGUCGUACAACGUGCCGCUGGGCCGCCGGGACGCGCGCACGGCGAGCCAGGCGGCGGCGAACAACAGCAUCCCGGCGCCGACCUUCGACCUCGACCGCCUCGCCUCCAGCUUCGCCUCGCACGGCCUCUCCCUCCAGGACCUCGUCGUGCUCUCGGGCGGCCACACGCUGGGCUUCUCCCGCUGCGCCAACUUCCGGGGCCGCCUCUACAACGAGACCGCCGCGCUGGACGGCCCCCUCGCGGCGUCGCUCCGGGCCGUGUGCCCGCGCCCCGCCGGCAGCGGCGACGACAACCUGGCCCCGCUCGACCCGACGCCCGCACGGUUCGACGGCGCCUACUUCGCCGCGCUGCUGCGGCGCAGGGGCGUGCUGCACUCGGACCAGCAGCUGUUCGCCGGCGGCCUUGGCGCCACCGACGCGCUCGUGCAGUUCUACGCCGCGAACCCCGACGCGUUCAGGAGGGACUUCGCGGAGGCCAUGGUGAGGAUGGCGAGCCUCGGCCCGCUCACCGGGGCCAGCGGCGAGAUCCGCUACGACUGCAGGAAGGUGAACUACUCCUGAGCGAGUGGUGUUCGUUCGCGCGCGCGCGCACGAUGAGCUUGCGGUAGUGUACUGUUCAGUCCAGAACUGUCGUCGCGUCAAACGGAGUGGUUAAAGUUCAGUUACAUUUUCUACAUUCACGUCCUGAUAUUAGUAACUUUUUUUUUGGUUAUUUUUGUUUCAUCAUGUGUUGUACUACGCCUUUUCAGUUACAUUGGUUGAUGAAACAUGGGUGUUUCUAAGACAGAUGGAGGAUGAUCUGCAUCUUAUUGGUAA